AUGAAGUUCCUCCGUUCUUUUCUUAUUUUCCUUGUCGCGGUUGAACUGACCCUUUCAACUUUCUUCAACACUGUUGGAACCUUGGCCUGCCCUUUGUAUAAAAAAUGGUGUUAUCAUGUGGCAAUGUAUGAGGAGGACAGCAUCGGUUUCUUCAACGAUGAAGUAGGUGUCAGUGGCGUUCAAUGUGUUCAAAAGAAAAAAGUUGUUUAUAAUCUGACAGGAGAACAGAAUGGAGACGGUUUAUACAAUAAUUUCUAUGAAAUUGCAAUCAUUGUUACUCAUAAUUGCACCGGUCAGUGGUUCAACAUUAGGAGAAUUUACAGCAACAUAACUUAUGCCUCUGUCACUGACAAAGAAGUUUUCAACACUUGGGAUGCCGAACUUUCAAAUGAUGGAGAACGUGUCCCAGACUACAAUUAUUAG
Molecule: messenger RNA, 423 nt
Organism: Caenorhabditis remanei
Lineage: Eukaryota; Metazoa; Nematoda; Chromadorea; Rhabditida; Rhabditidae
Exons: 4
Coding region: 1-423 (140 amino acids)
Source: RefSeq, a predicted model, not a curated record